Molecule: messenger RNA, 5626 nt
Organism: Strigops habroptila (Kakapo)
Lineage: Eukaryota; Metazoa; Chordata; Aves; Psittaciformes; Psittacidae
Gene: COLEC12
Product: collectin subfamily member 12
Exons: 10
Coding region: 227-2455 (742 amino acids)
Source: RefSeq, a predicted model, not a curated record
GGCCGCUCGGGGCUGGCGGCGAGAGCGCGGUGCCGCCGGCGGCCGAGGAGCGACGACGAGCGGCAGCGGUAGCAGCCGGGGCUGCGCAGCAGGGCCCGCGGCGGGGCGCGCCCGGCCCCCGGCAUGGCCCGGCAAUAGGCAGGGAGCGCUGCCCGCCCGCCCGCCGCUCCCGGCGGCAGCCCCCGCCGCGCCCCGUCCGUCCUAUGUGACCCGCCCCGGCGCCAAGAUGAAAGACGAUUUUGCAGAGGAGGAGGAGGUGCAGUCCUUUGGCUACAAGAGGUUUGGUAUUCAGGAGGGGACUCAAUGUACCAAAUGCAAAAAUAACUGGGCACUGAAGUUUUCCAUCAUCUUAUUAUAUAUUUUAUGUGCCCUGUUAACAAUCACAGUAGCCAUUCUGGGAUACAAAGUUGUAGAAAAAAUGGACAAUGUGACAGGUGGCCUGGAAACAUCCCACAGAAGAUAUACAGAAAAGCUCACAGAGGUGGAGAGUGGGCUGAAGAAAUUAGAUGACCAAGCUGGACAAAAAGCCAUGGAUACUAACACUGAACUGUCUAGCUUCAGAUCUGACAUUCUGGCUCUUCGUCAGCAGCUUCAUGACAUUGCAGAGAAAACUACCAGAAACAAAGAUACACUGGAGAAGCUGCAAGAGUCUGGAAAUGUAUUAGAUGAUAGACAGAGCCAAAUGAGAAGUGCCUUAGAUAGUAACUCUAUCAUGAUCAUCAGUGUCAAUAAGACUCUUCAGGCAUAUACUGGCUAUAUCAACAAUCUUCAACAAGACACAAGUAAUAUCCAAACAAACUUGCAAAACCAAGUGCAUUCUCAUAACGUGGUCAUCAUGAACCUGAACAACUUAAACCUGACACAAAUACAGCAAAGAAAUCUUAUCAGUGUCCUGCAGAAGUCAAUGGAAGAUACAAGCUUGGCUAUUCUAAGAAUCAAGAAUGACUUUCAAAAUUUGCAGCAGGUUGUCCUUCAAGCCCGGAAGGACACUGAUGGGCUUAAGGAGAAAGUGCAAAAUUUGCAGACUUUGGCUGCCAACAACUCAGCAUUGGCAAAAGCUAACAAUGAUACACUUGAAGACAUGAACAAUCAGCUCAGCUCCUUCAGCGGGCAAAUGGAGAACAUCACCACAAUUGCCCAAGCCAACGAACAAAAUCUAAAGGAUCUCCAGGAACAACAUAAAGAAUAUGAAAACAGAACUUCUGCCAAAUUUAAUCAGCUGGAAGAGAGGUUCCAGGUCUUUGAGACCGAUAUAGUCAAUAUCAUUAGCAACAUCAGCUACACUGCUCAUCAUCUACGGACACUGACUAGCAAUCUCAAUGAGGUCAGGACAACUUGUACAGACACCUUAAGUAAACAUUCAGAUGAGCUGAUUUUUAUGAACAGCACACUAGCCAAUAUUCGCUUAGACUCUGCAUCUCUCAAGGUGCAACAGGAUUUGAUGAGGUCAAGGUUAGAUGUUGAAGUUGCCAAUUUGUCAGUGAUCAUGGAAGAAAUGAAGCUGGUAGAUUCCAAACAUGGCCAGCUCAUCAAGAACUUCACUAUCCUACAAGGCCCUCCUGGUCCAAGGGGACCUAAAGGUGACAGAGGCCCUCAGGGUCCUCUUGGCCCCUCUGGCCUAAAAGGACAAAAAGGAGAGAAAGGAGAGCCCGGACCACCAGGACCUGCAGGUGAGAAGGGCCCUCCUGGGCCAACUGGGCCACCAGGAGAAAAAGGAGGAAAAGGUUCAAGAGGAUCACCUGGCUCCAAAGGUCAGAGAGGUUCUCCUGGCAAGACGGGUCUGCCUGGACCAAGUGGAGACCCAGGACCACCAGGUCCACAAGGCAAAGAUGGUCCACCUGGGCCACAAGGUCCACCAGGAUUUCAAGGGCUGCAAGGAACUGUGGGUGAGCCAGGGGUACCAGGACCUCGAGGACUACCUGGGCCACCUGGAGUCCCUGGGCUACCUGGUCCAAAGGGUCCACCUGGGCCACCAGGGCCACCAGGGCCAGGGAUGCCAAUGGCUCUACAAAGUGAACCUACAUCAGUGCCUGAGGCUAAUGGUUGUUCUCCUCAUUGGAAGAACUAUACAGAAAAGUGCUACUACUUUUCAAUUGAAAGAGAAAUUUUUGAAGAGGCAAAGUUAUUCUGUGAAGAGAGGGCAUCACGCUUGGUUAUCAUAAACAACAAAGAGGAGCAGCAAUGGAUAAAAAGACAAAUUUUUGGAAAAGGCAGCUUCUGGAUUGGACUAACAGAUUCAGAGAAGGAAAAUGAAUGGAGAUGGCUGGAUGGAUCCUUACCAGUUUACACAAAUUGGAAAACUGGGCAACCUGAUAACUGGAGCCACGGGCAUGGGCCAGGGGAAGAUUGUGCUGGGUUGAUCUAUGCUGGGCUCUGGAAUGACUUCUACUGUGAAGACGUUAACAAUUUCAUUUGUGAAAAAGACAUGGACAAAGGGCAAAUAUUUGGAGUGUAACAGGCUGUGACUUUACAGAUACCUACAUAUUAUGGAAAUUUACUUAAAGAAGAAGAAAAUCCUGGGAGAGAGCAGCAUUGCCUACAAAAAUUGAAAGGAGAAAAAAACCCCAAACAAAAGCAAGCACUGAAAACUGGUUUAAAUGUAUAAAGGAAUUCAGCAGCAGCUCUUCUCCAGCAUCCUGCAAUUAUUCGAGGCCUUUCAACCCACAGCAUCAGGAAAUACCGUUGGACUAAUUCUGUUACAGAUUUUCUUCCCAACCAGUAACCACAUACAUAAGCGACUUGUGUCUUCUAAGAAAAGAGAUUCUAUCAAUCUGAGUAAGACUCUUGGUCACUCAUAUAGAAAAACAUAUAAAGCAACUGUGUAAACAGUAUGUUUCAUUUGCUAAAAUCCCAAAUGUAGGAAAAUUAUACAGAUACACGAAUAUAUAGAUUUUAUAUAAAUAUAUAUAUAGUCCAACUCUUAUCAAUAAUAUGGAAUAUACUUUUAAGAGCUUUUAAAACUUUGUAUUUUUGUACAAAAUAUUUGCUUUUUACAAUUGUUCUCUUUUUUACUGACUUUUUUUACAAAUAUAGUGCACAGGGGCCAAAGAAAACAAUAAAGGUACUAAUAAUUCAUUAAUUUUUUGCUGGUUUGCUGUCAGGCCUAGCUCAGCUAUAGAGAAAUAUUUUUCCAGUUAGAAAUGUUUGUACUUUCCCAGAUGAUUUGUUCUGGUUAAAUAACUUUUAAAGCAGAUUUUAGAUAGUGUUUUCCUUAUUAUAUGCAGUCUAGUCUGCAUGUGUAACAAUUAAGUUGACUAAGGACUAGAUACUCAUUAUAGCUCUGAUCACAGCCAGUGUUCCAUUGGGGUACUAUGCAAAGACCAUGGUAAUAAAAGCUUUUCCUUCCUGCCUGCCUACCUGCCUGCCUGUCUUCUUUCCUGCCUGCCUGCUUUCCUGCCUGCCGGCCAUCUUGCCUUCCUGCCUUCCAUCUACUCAUGAGAAAAUGCCACUGGAGUAAAUCACCAACUUUUAAGAAUGAUUUUGAAAUGUUUUCAUUCCUUCUCCCUUCUCAUGAGGAAUUCUACCCCAGUAGGUGCUACCCAUAUUGCAAGUCAAGCCCGGGUGAAGGAUUUGAUGAAAACAGAAUCAAAGGAGCUACAUGUGCUGAAAUAUGUUUCUUUUUAAGACAGAUUUCAAAAUUUUGUAAGAAAAACAUGCCAUACUCAUAAAAAUCUAAUCAACUUUGAAGUGCUUUGUAAAUUGAUCUCUCUGUUUUCUGGGACCACUACUUCUCUCCCAAACAAACUAGGAAAUAAAAUACACUGCAAAACAGAAAGCAUUGUGGCUAAUGAGAUGAUAUCAUCACCUAGCCAUUUUCCUCCAUGGUCGCAUGAGCCCUUGUCUAGGCAGCAGUGCAGCUUAUCAGGAAUUAAAAAAAAUUAGGAACCAGUUAAAGUUCAUUAGCAGAAACCCUGGUUUUGGUUCCCAGUUUUUAUACUCUUUGCAUGGCCACACUCUUUAUCACAAAGGAAGUUGUUUUGGCUUCUUGGGAAGGAGAGUUGUUUUUCCAUUGCCUCCUGACCUGCCGUUUACCUUGGCUGAAUGCAGAUAAGUUUGUUGAAAUACUCCAGCUCUGUUGGAAAGAGACAAGAUUUUGUACUUCUGAUUUUCAAAUAUUGCUCCUAAGACCAACCAAUUAAAGACUGUUGCUUUCCUACAUCCCAUACUCCCUCCAGUGUUCAUUUGGCUUUUUAAUUUUACCUAUUUUAUUAAAGAAAAUACACAACAUGUUACGUUUGGGGAUCUGUCCUGUGAUACAUGUUAGCUACUAGACAGGACCAACGUGAAAAUUGCAUAUGUUUAACUAAAAGUGAAAGGUCUGUGUAUCACAGUUGCAGAAACCAUGUGUCACCAUCUUGGAGGCAGGGCUUUUCUUCAAACAGUCUGGAUUUCCUGAGACUUCUCUUUUGGCUUUUUCAUCAGGUUUUGGGUGCAACGUGAUUCUGCCAUACACCCUGACAUGCUGUACUUAGUUGUGUGUAGAUACAUGCUGUAGUGUUUACAUAUAUAUUUACACAGUGUCUAUGGAGAUAAUGUUAAACUGCUAUUUUGGGGAACAAGGUACUACUACUUUGCACAGCCAGAGAGCUUCACAAACCCUGGUGAGUGCAGCUUUGCAGAGACACACUGAAUUAGAAGCACUGCUACCUUUGUUUUGAAUGUUGGCUUAUUUAGGUGAAAUAAGUCCAUUCUGAGCAUGUGCCGUGUUAAAUGACCUUCUUCCUGGUUUUUACUGAUGGAAUAGACUUCUGUUGACAAAAGAAGUUAAUGAGAAACCUCUGUGUAAGCCCCAGCUAUACUGCUUCCUUGCCCCGGUUUCAUCCUUCUCUUCCUUCAGCAACAGCAGUGAUGGUGCAUAUUGAGAUGAGAUGAUCCAAGAGUCAUCUAGCAUCCUCCAGUCCCUCUUAAGAGGUUUUAUGCACAGCAAUGAUCAACAGCUAUAGCUGUACUUACAGCUGCAUAAGGUUACAGAAGUGGCUGUUGACCAGUGAAAGCUUCUUAGUCUGCUGGAAACCAGCACAGCAGCUAUUAUAAACUAUGGGCUAGGGUCGCAAGCAUUGAACUAGGGCAGUUUAAAGAUGCAACAUGUUUAUGAAUUAAAUAUCCAUUUCAAAGUGGAUUUCAGUGCUGGGUUGUAACUAUCUAUAAUAAUGUUCUAAUUAUUCACCUUUAAUUGAGAAACAACAUGUGCCUGGGCUCAAGCUCUCUGUUCACACAUUUGAAGCAAAGAGUGUAGCUGCAGAACUGGCUGGAGAGGGAUGCUGCAGUUGCAUGCCUGGAGUGUCCAGCCAUCCUUAGAAUAUGGCCUGAGCAGCCAAGCAGGCUGAGACAGGCCAUCCUUCUGACCUAGUAUUCCUGCAGGAGGGAAACGGAGGUGUCAAAGGCAACAAAGAUUGAAAUCAUUGGGAGGACUGGGAGAGUGUUAAGACAGCUUCAAGAACCUGCCACAGAAAGGAGAGAUUGGCAGGGAUGCAAGCAGGACACCAGAAAGGGCCAAGAAAUCGUCAUGAAAGUCAUAGCUGCCACAUGGGGCCUGGAAAACAUCCCCAUUAAAUCCGCUUUCUGUAUGGUCUGAGCGAUAACACAGGUUGUAUGGAAAGUUUUAAGUUAUAGGAAAUUAUUUUGU